AUGAUAUCCACCAGUGGGCCAGCUGCUGGCGAUCUUUCAUCCUUGUGUCAAUUUCAAGGCUUUGCUUUGCAAAUGUUUCCGGUAGCGGAUGUGCUCUGGACAUUUGCAAUGGCCAUGGAUACCUACUUGGUUGUCUUCCAUCAUUUCGAUACUCAGUCUUUGCGUAAGCUCGAGAUCAAAUAUACGGCAGUCAUAACUACGCUUUCGUUUAUUCCUGCUUUUGUUUUUCUUUUUAUCCGUGGUCAGGAGAAGGGCGCCAUCUAUGGCGACGAAACCAUCUGGUGCUCUGUGUCCCGCAAAUGGAUGCUGCUACGAAUUAUUUUCUACUAUGCGCCUGUAUGGCUCAUCAUAGUCAUUGUCUUAAUGUUAUACAUACUCAUCGGCAUCGAGAUAACAAGAGUCCGCGACGAGUUCAAAUUGACCGACGACGACCAUAUUGUCCUGACAUCCGGGAACUCGGCCAGCAGCGUCACGACAACGGUUGAAACGAAUUCCAAGAGAGGGCCUGCUCCCGACCCUGAAUCUAUAUCACCGCCUCAGCCUCCGUCAGCAUUCAAAAGGUCGCUGGCAGCCUACCAAGCUUCGAAGCAAAGGCGUGUGUCACUAAGGCAAUAUGUUAUUAUGCCGUCACUUUUCUUCCUUGCGAUGCUAACAACUUGGAUCGCACCUACCAUCAACCGUAUCGCAGAAUUCGUCCACCACAAACACGGGACGUUUCCACUGCUGGUCUCUGUGAGCACAUUGGGGUCCUUGAGGGGAUUUUGGAAUGGUGUUAUCUUUGUCACAAUUGGCAUGAAGGGGUGGAAGAGGCGAGCUUCGGAAAGGAGGAUAGCUCUCAGACAGACUAGAGAUGGCCAUAGAUAA
This is a messenger RNA of Penicillium brevicompactum, 864 nucleotides long. RefSeq names its product putative cAMP receptor (Car4) (gene gprI). The record is from RefSeq and is a predicted model, not a curated record. Gene Ontology annotation, cellular component: plasma membrane. Lineage: Eukaryota; Fungi; Ascomycota; Eurotiomycetes; Eurotiales; Aspergillaceae. The transcript is spliced from 5 exons. The coding region runs from base 1 to 864 and encodes 287 amino acids. Gene Ontology annotation, molecular function: G protein-coupled receptor activity. Gene Ontology annotation, biological process: adenylate cyclase-activating G protein-coupled receptor signaling pathway.